Wallemia ichthyophaga EXF-994 is the source of this 804-nucleotide messenger RNA. RefSeq lists its product as uncharacterized. Lineage: Eukaryota; Fungi; Basidiomycota; Wallemiomycetes; Wallemiales; Wallemiaceae. Gene Ontology annotation, molecular function: oxidoreductase activity. The transcript has 5 exons. The coding region runs from base 1 to 804 and encodes 267 amino acids. The record is from RefSeq and is a predicted model, not a curated record.
AUGUCAGAAUUCAAACCUUAUUUAAGCGGCUUGAAUCAACCUGGAAUUAGAUCAGUCCCGGAUGAUUGGACAUUUGAAAUUGCUAGUCAGAGUGGCGGAGAUGAGCUUAGGGAGGCUCGUACUAUGCUCGAAAGUUUACCAAAAAAACUCAAAGUAUUGAUUCUAUAUGGUAGUCUUCGUCAGAGAUCGUAUUCAAAACUCUUGUCAUUUGAAUUUGCUAGAUUACUUGAGCACCUAGGUGCAGAUAUUAGGAUUUAUAAUCCCUCAGGCUUACCUUUGAAAGAUGAUUCGACUGAAAAUCAUCCGAAGGUCCAGGAGCUCCGUCAACUUAUCUCCUGGAGUGACUCUAAUUUUUGGGUCUCCCCUGAACAGCACGGUCAGAUUACAGGUGUAAUGAAAACACAAAUAGAUCACGUUCCGUUAUCACUUGGUUCAGUUCGUCCUACACAGGGCAAGAUUCUUGCUGUUGCUCAAGUAAAUGGCGGUUCACAAUCAUUCAAUGCAGUCAAUACACUAAGACUGCUAGGUAGAUGGAUGAGAAUGCAUACAAUUGCGAAUCAAAGUUCUUUACCGAAAGCUUGGACUGCUUUCAGUCCAGAAGGUCGUUUUCUUCCGUCAAGUAAUCGUGAUAGACUUGUUGAUGUCUGUGAAGAAUUCGUCAAAGUCAGUUGUUUGUUCUACGACAAAAAUGAACUCUUUGCUAGUAGAUGGAGUGAACGCAAGGAAAAGGAGAUUAAGGGCCGUCUGCUCUCUCAAGAGGAGAAAGAGAAAGAGAACAUAAAAAAUCUUAAAACAAAAGACUGA